AUGUCCCGGCGCCCUGGGGCUGCCGAAAGGGUACACGCGGUGCUGGUGCUCCUGGUGCUCAUCGACCAGGUGGCCGAAUGCAAAGGUAGCGAUCACAGACAACUGCUUCAAGGCGAAGCCCGACCAAGAAUAGCGAAUGGAGAGAACGCCCCGUGCGGCCGUUACCCCUACAUGGUGUCCGUACGCAAUCGGGCAAACGAGCACAAGUGCGGUGGCGUGCUGGUGCACCCGGAGUGGGUGAUGACUGCUGCGCAUUGCAUCGACCCCAGCAACCGCCUAUCCGUGGGGGCGUCCCCAGUGGUGGUCAUCGGAGCCUGCCGACUCGAUGACACGGAGGAAGAGGACGGUGUGGAGCUGACAGUGCCGCUGAGGACAGUCAUCCAUGAGUCAUGGACGGGCAACGUGGUCGACGGCUACGACAUUGCACUCAUGAAGCUGGCAUCCCCAUCCAAAUUCACCGCUGCCGCGCUGCCACAGGAAAUAUCCAAAGAUCUGUCUUCCGGUUCGCUGCUAGUGGCCCUGGGGUGGGGAGAGCAGGAGGAUGGCAAAACACGCAGCGAUGAGCCACUGCAGCAAGCGACGUCGGUGGAGGCUGUGCGCAACAGCUUUUGCAAUGCCGCCACCGCAGAUGGCUGGGAUGGCCUCAUUCAGGGAUCCAUGCUCUGCGCUUACAGUUUCAUAGGCGAGGAAGUCUGUGGAG
Molecule: messenger RNA, 700 nt
Organism: Ostreobium quekettii
Lineage: Eukaryota; Viridiplantae; Chlorophyta; Ulvophyceae; Bryopsidales; Ostreobiaceae
Source: the annotation of a GenBank genome assembly